AUGCGUGCGGUAGCGAGACAAGCGGUCUCUGGCCAGUGCAAUGCCUUUGUUAUGAUAACUAAGCAACUAGGCAACUUCUCUAUCUUCUCACCGUCUAAAUGGAUGCAGACGCAGGUACUGAUGACUCGAGGAUUUGGAUCGGCUAAUAGUAUACCACAGUCGCCGAUAUUGCGUGAAAACAAGCAUAAGUUCGCAUGGGCUGUAACAGACAUUGCACCACCAUCACCAGGUCGCGGUAUUAUUGGACGGUCUAAUAAUGUUGAUGUAACCAAAGGCCCGAACCCGAUUCAACGCUGGCAUUGGCUUUGGAAGAUGCUGGGCUUUCUGAACGAGGACGACCGUCUGUUCCGUCAUUCAACUGCUGUGUUCCAGAGUUGCAUGAAUUAUACAGCAAGACCAGAGUAUUAUUUUUCACUGGGAUUGCCACGGUCUUUUCGAGCGCAGCAGGCGUUACUUAUGGCAUACGUGUGGAUGGUCCAUCGCCGUUUGGCACUAGAAGGAAAACAGGGAAAAGUGAUGCAAGAGCUCAUGUUUGACCGACUGUGGGAGGAAACAGUCGUGCGAAUUCGAUACCAAGACAUUUCUGAACUGACAGUAAGCAAGUACUUGGCUCAGGUGCAGCAGGUAUGUUUUAACGCCUGCAUGGCUUAUGACAAAGGCUUGAAGAAUGGACCCAAUGUUCUUCAGUCUGCUGUGGCUGAGCAUCUUUUGGAAAACGAGACACCAGAGGGUUUGCAUAUUGCCAGCAUCAUGGCUGAGCACAUGAAACAUGAGCUGAAGAAUCUCGAAAAAGUUGAUGCGAAGUAUAUCAUGGAAGGCACGAUUCCGUGGAGUACCUUUCCAAAGAUUCACGUGAAGGCUACGAAUAUUCCCAAAGACUACGAUGAUGUGGUGCUUAUUGGACAGCGUUUUGGCAACUGGCGCUCAGCAUUGGAUAAUCGUGGAAAACUUUACUAUUGGAAUCUGACAACGCGAUACUCUGUCUGGGACCGCCCCACUGGCGACAAACUCUACGAAGGUGAGGAGCAGAAGUAA
This is a messenger RNA of Peronospora farinosa, 1035 nucleotides long. Lineage: Eukaryota; Oomycota; Peronosporomycetes; Peronosporales; Peronosporaceae. The record is from the annotation of a GenBank genome assembly.